GAGAAAGAGGAGUAAGGAGGCUUUCCCAGGAAAAAGGGGAAACGGAAGGGGUGGACAGGGUGGCGAGAGCAGCGAACCGACCACGACGGUAAAAGCCGCGGGACGAUGAGCGACGGCAUAGUCGGUGCGAUCGCGAUCAGUUUGUUCGGCAGCGAGAAGAAACGUCGGGACAGCAUGGAUGCCGGUUACACGAUUCUUGGCAACGACGUAGACGUAUGCAGAAUGUUCGACCAGUUCUCUUACAAGAGAAACGAGAACCUUGACUUUUCGUUGAACGUACCGCAGCAUCAUCACCCGGCAUCCUAUCACCAUCACGGCUACGCCAUGGCUGAUCAGACGUUUCACACGCCCAGUUUCGGCGACGAGGAUUUCGAUAUUCCGACGAUUCAUACUCACUCGCAUCAGCAUCAACAGCAGCAGCAACAGUCGCAACAGCAACAAUCCCAGCAACGGCAACAGCAACAACAGCAGCAGCAACAGCAGCAACAACAACAACAGCACGAUGCGAUGCACGGUUACCAGACUCAGAUGAUGCAACCAGCCGGUGUCCAACAAUCUCCGGACGGAUUGAAUCUCGAUCCAGGUGGAUAUCAGCAAUCCCUCUACCUCCAACAACAAGACCACUCGAUACAGCCAAUCAGCGUGAGUUCGACGUACAGUAACUCACAGAAUUCAUACGCGAACAUGAACUCUCCGCGACAGCAACACGGUAAUCAACAGAUGAUGAUGCUUCAACAACAACAGCAGCAGCAACAAGCUCAGAUGCAACAGCAUAUGCAGUAUAUGCACUCCCAACAACAGCAGCAGCAGCAGCAACAACAGCAGCAGUUGCAGCAGCAACAGGUGCAGUAUAGGAGUUCAACGGGCGGUGGCACUGCCGCUAUACAAUCGAGUAACGUUCCCGAAGCGAACAACAAUACCACCACUUCCGAGGAUAGCGACGACAGCACGCCUCAUCCCGGAAUGAUCACGGGAAACAAACGACCCUCGCCGGAACCGACCGACGGCGGAGCGAAAAAUCAAAGGAAAUCGAAAGCUCAGAAGAAAAAGAAAAAGAGAGAUCCGAACGAGCCGCAGAAGCCUGUUUCCGCGUACGCUUUGUUCUUCAGAGAUACGCAGGCUGUGAUAAAGGGACAAAAUCCAAACGCGAGUUUCGGAGAGGUGUCCAAGAUCGUGGCCUCGAUGUGGGAUGCUUUAGAAAUCGAGCAUAAAAAUGUUUACAAGCAGAAGACUGAAGCCGCGAAAAAGGAGUACCUACAGGCCCUCGCUGCGUACAGGGCGUCUCUGGUUAGCAAGGGUGCAGCCGAGAACGAGCAGCAACAGCAGCAAUCGCAACAGCAGCCUUCGCCCCAACAGCAGCAACAAAUACAGUACGCUACGUAUGGUGGUUACGCCGGAAACGGAUCAGCCGGGAACGUCUCGUACCAGGUAUACAGUCCUCAGCCUCAACCGCCCUCACCUCAACAACAGCAUCAGCAUUCGCACUCGCAUUCACAUCCGCAUCCACAUUCGCAUUCGCAUCCCCAUCAGCAGCAACAUCAACAUCAUCAACAGCAACAGCAACCGCAACAGAUGCAAAUGAAAAAAUCUCCUCAUCAUUUAACGAUGUCGACAAAUUCUCAGCAACAACAAACGCAACAGGCAUUGAUGAACAACCCGAUGACGCAGACGCAUAUGCCGCAACAGCAGUCGCAGCAGCAACAUAUGCAGCAACAAGUCUCGCAACAACAGUACAUGCAGAUGUCGCAGCAGCAAGUGCAACAGGUACAAAUGCAACAACAGUCGCAUCAUCAACAGCAACAGCAGCAGCAACAAAUGAUGCACGCGAGUCCUCCCAAGAGCGAUUCGAUGUCGAGCCCAUCGCCGGUGAACGCUGCAGCUCAGGCGACUAUGGCUGGUCAGAGGCAAACCUCUAACGCCUGUAUACGCCACGGAUGUCCGAACCCCGCGGUAGCGAACAGCGAAUGGGAGGACGAGUAUUGUAGUAACGAAUGCGUAGUUAGUCAUUGUAGAGACGUGUUCACCACUUGGGUGUCAUCGAAUCAAAAUUCACAGCAAAACUUUUCCACCGUGAAAUAAAGAGAAGCAGCGACGAUCUCCUACCGUUUCUAAUCGAAUCAAACCUAUCGCUUCACGUUUACAGUGGGCUGACUCGCGCGUUCCGGCGAAAUCAUACGUGUACAUAGGAUCGACGAAGAGAUUUUACGUAGAAUCAAAAAAAAAACAACAAAAAAACAAAUAAUAAUAAUGCUAAUAAUAAUAUUAAUAAUAAUAAUAGAAAGAAUAAAUAACGGACGACAAAUGCGCGCGUUUGCUGAACCUCGAUAUAUAUAUAUAUAAUAUAUAUAGAUAUCGUUGAAAGACUGCCCCUGCGUCACAGCACGACGCGUUCGUGUAAAACAAAGUUCGUGUCGUCGCAUAGAACGACGAAUUCUUUCGGGCCGGCAUCGAACGUCGUUUGCUGUGAUCGCGAAAGAGUAUUAGAAUCGCCAAAGUAGCCGAUAAAAUCGGGCUGUAGUUCGAAGGAAUCGAUCUCGCUGUCGUACGUUCACCGUCACGCAAUGUCCAUGCGCGUACGCGAUCGAGUGCACGAGUGAAAUUGAAUUGCUUGAGAUCCGUUUAAUCGGAAACCGAAUAAUUAGAUCAAAGUAAUUUCGUGAUACGAUACUCGCUAAUGUAUAUGUAUAUUCGGAAGAUCGCGGACGUGCUUCCCGCGAGAUUUUCCGCAUCGUUGAAGUUCACGUUUCACUUAGCUAAUCGAUAACGGAUCGCGUACCGAUCGCGUACAAAGGAAAAAUCGAAUGAAAUUUAGCUAACCGAUAGACGAGAGAGAACGUGGAGGAGGGAACAGCCGCAGACUGGUGACGCGCAACUUAUUUUUAUAUAAUUUUACAAACUUUUUCAUAGGUGCAAAAGCUCGUACGAAUACGAGUUGAAGCGAAGCAACGGACGUUCAUAUAUACAGGGCGUUUCCGAUCAGCUGAUAGAACGCUCUACGUUUUCGACUUAGUUUUUCGAGUAAAUGUUCCCCCCUUUCCGCUAGAUCGGAAGCACCCUGUAUAUCCUAAUAUUUGUCGAUUCGCGUUCAUUUGCUCGUUCCGUGUCACGCGUGUAUUUCGAUUAGUUUUUGAUUUUGUUGAUACGAAAAACAGCGUACCUUUCAAACCCGACGAUCGUCGCAUGACAUUGGUCUCGUUGACGUGUAUACGUUCGAAUACGCGGAUGCGAUCGAAAUUUCCACGAACGCGUGGAAUGUUGUUUCUUUCGAAGUAUCGAUAGAUUCGAAAAGCGAUCGAUUCUAAGUUAAGAUAAAGUAGCGGAUAUUUAGCCGGUCGAAAUCGGAGGGAGACGGGACGCGUCGAGUUAGGGGCGCGUGUUUAUCCGCUCCGUUCUCCUUGUUUCUCCUCGCCGGCGAUUCUACAAUCCCCGAAUUCCAAAAAUCUUUAUUUCACACGUUUCCGUCACGCGGUAUCGAUAAGUUUUCAUUUUGUUUUUAAAAAAAAAAGAUUCUUUUUAACAUCCUUGUAUAUAUACUCGCAACAGAGAAAUAUCCCGUAGAUUUUUAAGUCUCUGCGAUGUAAACAUAAUCGAUAGUGUAUCAUACUGAUAACGAUCUUUGACAUAUUAUAGAUGCGUUUAAAUACAAAUAUAUAUAUAUAUAUAUACAUACAGGUAUAUAUGUAAAUGUAAAAAAAGCUACCGGCUCGGCGAAGCAAUGUCGUAGAUUGUGUGCGUAUGGCGUGUCGAGCGAAAGAGAAAAGAAACGGUUACAGCGUUCUGACGGGGAACCGGAUAGGUGAAAAUUGUUCGAAUGGGAAGCGAAUCGAAGGAAAUCUCGUAAACGAUUUUCGAUCACGAUCACAUCCGGUGACACACAAAAAAAAAAAAAAAUAAAAUAACGUAGGAGGAGGAUUUUUUCAGA
Molecule: messenger RNA, 3922 nt
Organism: Osmia bicornis bicornis
Lineage: Eukaryota; Metazoa; Arthropoda; Insecta; Hymenoptera; Megachilidae
Product: TOX high mobility group box family member 4-like
Exons: 11
Coding region: 106-2079 (657 amino acids)
Biological process (GO): regulation of transcription by RNA polymerase II
Cellular component (GO): nucleus
Molecular function (GO): chromatin DNA binding
Source: RefSeq, a predicted model, not a curated record